ACCGUGUGUUGUUCUGGGAGGACCAAUAGCACAUUGCCACCGGCGCCGCGUCUGGGGUUUGUUUACAUCCCACACCUGACACGCGGCUCAUGACACCCUCUCCCCAGCCCCCGCACAGCCUCAUAUACCACUAAGACAGACAGGUGUGGAGGAGCCAUCUAGAGCUGCUGGAUGGGCAAGUGAGGGCAGAGCAGGCCAGGUCACUGAGGAAGGGUCACCCGGAAGGGACGCGAGGUCACAGGCAUGAUGGGGAGGCCGCAGACAGCCAAGGCAAGCCCAGGCAUGUCUAGUCCGCUUGGGGUGAAGAGUUUACUGGUGUUUACGGUGCUGCUGCUGGCGUGGGUUGCCGGCUUCCUCUCCAGGCUGUUUGCUGUUAUACGCUUUGAGAGCAUCAUUCAUGAGUUUGACCCUUGGUUCAACUACAGGGCCACUGCACACAUGGUCAAAAAUGGGUACUACAACUUUCUCAACUGGUUCGACGAGAGGGCGUGGUAUCCCCUGGGCCGCAUUGUGGGGGGCACCGUCUACCCAGGCCUCAUGCUCACCUCGGGCAGCAUACACUACAUCCUCACUAUGCUCAACAUUCCCGUGCACAUUCGGGACAUCUGUGUUUUUUUAGCGCCAAUUUUUAGUGGCUUGACAGCGAUAGCCACGUACUUCCUCACCAAAGAAGUGUGGUCCCCUGGUGCGGGGCUGUUUGCUGCCUGCUUCAUUGCUGUGGUGCCUGGCUACAUCAGCCGCUCGGUGGCCGGCAGCUACGACAACGAGGGAAUUGCUAUCUUUGCCCUCAUGUUUACUUAUUACUUGUGGGUCAAGUCAGUGAAGACGGGCAGCCUGUUCUGGGCGGCGAUGGCUUCCCUCUCCUACUUCUACAUGGUGAGUGCCUGGGGCGGCUACGUCUACAUCAUCAACCUCAUCCCCCUGCACGUGUUUGCCCUGCUCCUGAUGGGCCGCUUCUCCCACCGUCUCUACACCGCCUACACCACCUUCUACAUCCUGGGCCUUAUAUGCUCCAUGCAGAUCCCCUUCGUCGGGUUCCAGCCCAUCCGUACCUCAGAACACAUGGCUGCUGCAGGAGUGUUUGCGCUGCUCAACGCGGUGGCUGUGCUCAAGUACCUGCAGAGCGUCAUGUCCCGUGCGGAGUUCAGGCACUUUUUCCUGGUGGCGGCGGGCACGGCGGCUGGCUUGGUGUUUCUGGUGGUGGUGGGCCUCACAUGGAUGGGAGUGGUGGCCCCCUGGAGUGGCAGGUUCUACUCGUUGUGGGACACGGGAUACGCCAAGAUCCACAUCCCCAUCAUUGCUUCGGUGUCAGAGCAUCAGCCCACCACUUGGUUCAGCUUCUUCUUUGACCUCCACAUCCUGGUGCCCACCUUCCCUGUUGGCCUGUGGUACUGCAUUAAGACUGUCAAUGAUGAGAGAGUGUUCAUUGUGCUGUUUGCAGUAAGUGCUGUGUACUUUGCUGGGGUAAUGGUUCGCCUCAUGCUGACCCUCACCCCUGUGGUCUGCGUGCUGGGCGGCAUCGUCUUCUCCAGGCUCUUUGAAGUAUUCCUCAAGGAGGAGGAACAGUCCCAGCCACGCACAGGGGACUCCAGUGACGAGGAGGAAGAUGGCGAGAAGAACAACAAGUAUGAUAAGGCUGGCAAGCUGAGGAAGAUGAAACAUGAACAGCAGUCGAGCAGCGAUGGGCUUGGUGUCAACAUUCGCAGCAUGGUGAUCGUCGCUGUGCUGAUGAUUCUGAUGAUGUUCUCCGUCCACUGUACCUGGGUCACCUCCAAUGCAUACUCCUCUCCCUCCAUUGUGCUUGCUUCUUAUGGCCAAGAUGGGAGCAGACAAAUCCUCGACGACUUCAGGGAGGCUUACUACUGGCUGGCACAGAACUCAGCAAGCGAUGCACGGGUCAUGUCAUGGUGGGACUACGGUUACCAGAUUGCAGGCAUGGCCAACCGAACCACACUAGUUGACAACAACACCUGGAAUAACUCUCACAUAGCGCUGGUGGGCAAGGCAAUGUCAUCCAACGAGACGGCUGCCUACCAGAUCAUGACGGCCCUGGAUGUUGACUACGUGCUGGUGAUCUUUGGGGGUGUUAUUGGCUACUCUGGCGACGACAUCAACAAGUUCCUGUGGAUGGUGCGCAUUGCUGAGGGAGAACACCCCAAGGACAUCAAGGAGAGCGACUACUUCACUGACCGUGGAGAGUUCCGAGUGGACUCCCAGGGCUCCUCCACGCUCCUCAACUGCCUCAUGUACAAGCUGUCCUACUACAGGUUCGGGGAGCUCAAGCUUGACUUCCGAACUCCCCCCGGCUUUGACCGCACCCGUAACGCUGUCAUCGGCAACAAGGACUUCAAGUUGACUUACCUGGAGGAAGCUUACACCACUGAACACUGGCUGGUCAGAAUCUACAGAGUGAAAAAGCCAGAUGAAUUUAAUCGCCCACGCAUCCCCAUCCCUCAAAGGAAGGUGAAGAGAAAGAAUGUCUACCUCACAAAGAAGGAUCCAUAUAGUGAUCAUGACACCACCAAGAGGAGGCGAGGAUCCAUUAAGAACCGGCCUGUGGUGGUGAAGGGGCAGCGGCCAAGGUCAAAGCUUACUUAGGAGCAGCGAGGAUUAGGGCAUAGUUAAUUGGUCUGUCUGGAUUCUCCUCUUUUUUUUCUCUCUUUUGCUCCUACUCUACCUCCUCUUCCUCUUUCUUCUUUCUUCUUACUGCAUUUUCCUUUCACUGUCUCUUUUCUUUUCUUUCUUAGGUCCUUAUUUUCUCCUUCAACACUAUUCUUCUUAUUUGUCUUCCUCCUCCUCCUUCUCCUCUUCAUAUUUUUCCUUCAUCAGUUGUUCUCUUUCCAUUUUCCUCCUCUCUUCAAAGCAUCUUGGUCACAGUUUCUCCUCCUCUUGCUCCAUGCUCUUGUUUUCCUUUCCAUCCUCCUCAAAAUCCUCUUAUCUGGUGUUUCUAUUCCUCCUCCUCCUUGUCCAACUCCCCUUAAUUUUUCUUUUCUUUUUUCAGUGUCCCCUCUCCACACUUUUCAAAUGCCUAGCUAUACUUUCACCCCCUCCUCCUCCUCCUCCUCCUCCUCCUCCUAGUAUCUAUGUCUGUCUGUAAUCUGCAUCUGAAUUACUUCCAGUUAGUUUCCUCACUGUCACGUACGUGUGUGUGAUCUUGGUGCCUGAAAGAUGGUGUACUUCCACAAGGCUUAAAAAGGCGUGUGAUGAUGCUUGUCUGUGUUUUCUUUCUGCCAGGUGGUGUUUAUGUUUGUCUUUUCCUGUGGGGUGUUUAUAAAGAGGUAUACAUUUACAGUGAAUAUUUAAAUAGCAAAAAUAAAUAAGUAAGUAGUAGUGCACUUGGGGGAUCUCAGAAUGGAGGAUGGUGUUUAAUUUCUUUGGGUUUUAGUAAAGGAGCCAGAUAUGAGAUAAGAGGCACUGUCCUUUAGAUAAUUCAGUCACUGGAGAUCCAUUGCAAGACACCGAGGCUUCCACAAUGUCCCAAGGGUGAAAUUAGCAGAGGGAGUUAGCUGGCUGGCCAAACCCUACGGCCUUGAGUCACCUCUCGCCUUAGCACAGGGGCAAGGAUCUUCUCUGGGACAGUAGUGAGGGUGUCCAGUGUCCAGUGUCCACCAACAUCUUGCCAUUUGAUUAAUUGUGUUUUCAUUUUGCUUUAUUCAGUUUGCCUUCCGGCCGUGUUAUCUGAUAAGCAAUAGGUUUUGGUUCUGUCAGUUUUCAGUCGGAGUAUUCGGGAACCUUGUUGUUUCCUUCCAGAUUACAAGGAGUGGUGCGGUUUUUUGUACGAAUGCUUGUGUUACCUUGUGUUGUGUUGCUUACUCAAGAUUUCAUGCUUGAAGAUGAUUUGUUUUGUUCUCUUGUGUUGUUUUUUUCAAGUGUGUGUGUGUGUGUGUGUGUGUGUGGGUGUGCAGGGCAGGGCUUGGCAGGGGUGGGCAGGGCACAGAGGGUGUGGGUACUGCUGCACCCUGCACCAUUGUUAAGCUUAGGCAGUAUUGGUUAUGGUCACUUCACUCAUUUAUAAAACAUUAUUCAUGAGUACUUCACUGAUGGCCAAGGCUUGUGUGAGGCACAGCCAAGACUCGUGACACACUGCCGAGGACUGCGACAAGGGCAGCAGCACGGUGCGAGACUAGCGGUGGAGCAGCAGACAGAGCGAGUCGCACAGAGAAGUUAGCCACGAACAUUCCUCCUUGCCCUUGUACAUAGCAGUGUGAGGUGUGUGUGUGUGUGUGCUGGGCUGUCAGUGAUGUGUUGCGGCCGCCAUCAUGUGUGUUGCACGUCACCUUAGAGUGUCAGCAAGACUCCAUUUUUCAUCAUUCUGCUUUUUUUUGACUUUUUCUGUAUAUUGUUGAUGAGGAAAUGACUCACCCGUGUUUAUAAUUGUUUUAAAUAUGUAUAUUGUGAUGAGGUUUAGUGGAAUACAAAUACAUAUGGUUGAAUGUUUUUGUUUAAUGGCAAGAGCCAACUGCCACCUCUGGCCUCGGAAACACUGAUGAAGUCCGGGAAAGCUGGAAGAAUACACCCAAUUUUUUAAUGCAGGAAUAUUGUCACCCUUUUAUUUUUAUGCAGUUUAUGUCAUUCAUAACUAUCAAGUGCAUUAAUUUCCAAACAAAUGAAGAUGAUGAUGUUGAGAAAACACUGAAGACAUGUGCAAUCUUUCCAUACAGUUAAAUACAGAAAAAAAAUAUAUAUAUGCAGACUUCCAUGCAGUUCAAGAUGACGUCCUUUAAAACUGUCAAGUGCAUCCAGUUUCCCAAGCAGAUGAAGAUGAUGAUGAUGAUGAUGAUGUCCAGAAAGAAAAAAGAAAAAGAAAAAAUAUAUAUGCACUUUCCAUACAGUUGAUGUCCAGAAAAUAAUUAUAAAAGGAUGCAAAUUUUUUCCAUGCAGUUAUGCAGUCUGACAUAAACCUUUGGAAUUAUUGCAAAA
Messenger RNA from Scylla paramamosain (green mud crab), 4920 nucleotides. It is a transcript of the gene Stt3B, whose product is annotated as dolichyl-diphosphooligosaccharide--protein glycosyltransferase subunit STT3B-like. The transcript is spliced from 16 exons. The record is from RefSeq and is a predicted model, not a curated record. Bases 244 to 2598 code for a protein of 784 amino acids. Lineage: Eukaryota; Metazoa; Arthropoda; Malacostraca; Decapoda; Portunidae. Gene Ontology annotation, cellular component: membrane. Gene Ontology annotation, biological process: post-translational protein modification. Gene Ontology annotation, molecular function: dolichyl-diphosphooligosaccharide-protein glycotransferase activity.